Lytechinus variegatus (green sea urchin) is the source of this 2310-nucleotide messenger RNA. RefSeq names its product dynein light chain Tctex-type protein 2B-like (gene tctex1d2). Bases 344 to 754 code for a protein of 136 amino acids. The record is from RefSeq and is a predicted model, not a curated record. NCBI's taxonomy places the organism in Eukaryota, Metazoa, Echinodermata, Echinoidea, Temnopleuroida, Toxopneustidae. Gene Ontology annotation, biological process: microtubule-based movement. The transcript has 5 exons. Gene Ontology annotation, molecular function: dynein intermediate chain binding. Gene Ontology annotation, cellular component: cytoplasm; cytoplasmic dynein complex.
CUAUUGUCAGAAACAUUUUAUUUCAGCCAAGAAUUCUUCUGAGCUGAGUGAAAAUUUGUCGGACAGGAGACAUCAAAUCUGUUUGUUUUUCACCUAUUUUUCCACAUUUUGACAGACCUGACGAAAUUUGUUGAAAUAUCCGUCAGCUUUGAACCAUUAAUUAUCAUUUGGCUGAUUUAUUUUCUAUUUGUAAUAGGUUAAACUGGACUUAAAUGGGGCGAAACCCGUCGUUAGGUUUCAUUGUUGACAUGGGUUACGAGCUCUCGUUCUGACUCGAGCAGAAUUUAUUUUCAACGUUCAUCAAACAUCAAAUUUCUACAGUGCCACUGAUCAGUUUAUCAACAUGACAGAAGUGGAAGAGAGUACAGCUAAAGAACCGGUCGAGGAUGAAUCUGUGGCUCCGAAUACCUACACGAUCCGCCCCAAUUUUCUUAAGAAAUUUCGUCCUGCAGCAGUCAAGGCAGUCAUCCACACGGUACUUAAUGAGGAGCUUUCAGACAAGCAGUAUAGUGCAGAGGAAACAACAGCCUGGUGUAAGCUGAUCAGUGAGAAGAUUAAGGAGAGAUUAAAAGAAUUAGAAUUAGAUCGUUACAAGUUUAUCAUCCAAGUCGUUAUAGGUGAACAGAGAGGCGAAGGUGUCAAGAUGGGCUGUAGGUGUUUCUGGGAUUCUGAUACUGACAACUAUGCACAGGAUAUAUAUAUGAGUGAUUCUCUGUUUUGUGUGGCGGCUGCAUUUGGAGUCUUCUACUACUAGACUGAUGAACGAUAGGACUUCUAGAGAGAGAGAUACCGAGUCUCGACCAGGGACACAGUCUAUCUAGUUCCAAGACUUUAAUUUGGGUCCAAGACCAGUGAGAAGGCCAACUUCCUGGAUUCAGUUUCUGUAUUCUGCUCCCAACUCUGAAUUUUGAGACUUGUUGGAGAUUUCUAUUUUUUAAACAAAGAGAAAGAGAAAAUUGUUAUUCUGAUUCUGAGAAUUCUGAAUGACACAGGAGCUUCUUAUUUCUGUUUUAAGUAGAUUUAUUGGAUGAUAUUUGAGGAUCUUUUAAAAAGUAAAAUUUUGUUUAUACUUUAAAUUUGUGUGUUCUUCUGUUCUAAUACUCUAAUGGUCUAGACAAGUGAAUACCUCAAUUUCAAAAUGUCUUUCACCCACUUUGUUACCUGAAAUUAAUCAAGUAACAUUAUUUUGGAUAAGAUGUAAAGUAUUUGUUAAAAAUAUAUUUAGAAUAAAUAGAAAUUUAGUGAUUAUUUGGGUUAAAAUUGAUGACAUGUUGGAAAUUGCACAUAACACAUCAUACAAAUGUACAAGAAUUCAUAUGUAACAUGAUGAGAUAGCCACCCCCCCCCCUGACCUCGUAUCAAAAGUAGAGAAUUUCUCUAUUAUUUAUUACGAACUAGAAGGAAGCCUACUGAAUCUAAGUGUCUUGAGUGGAUGUGUUGUGUACUUAUGCUCAAAUCUAGUGACCAUUCAGAGAGGAAAUGAAUGAAUUGUUAGUUUCAUAUUUAAUGUAAAUAUGACAGCCUAUAUUUGUAUAUUGUUGAUUUGUUAAUAGAAAUUAUCAAAGUGGGAAUAUCCUUACUUGAACACAACAUUUUGCUUGCAAUCACUUUCUGUAAAGCAAACUCAAGAAAAAAGGGCAGUUUCAUAAACUACCUUAGUACCCCAAUCUGUCCGUGUUUUUAGAUUGUUAUAAUCACUUGUUUCUUACUUAAUUAAUGCACUUCGAAUGGUUUUUGUAAUAGGCUUUUUUUAUUGAUUUCAUUACAUGUCUUGAACUUUUUUUGGCACCAGGUGAAGAUUAAUGUCAGUUCAUGUUUCAUGUUAGAUUUAAGUUGAUAGGAGCCUUACUAUAAUAUCCUGUGAGAUCAUCCUGUUUUUCAACUGUUAAGAAACAGACAAUGAAUAAUAUAAGACUUAACAUGAAAAUAAUAAUUACCUUGACCUGUAAAUUGAUUAAGAUAAUCUAGGUCAAUCCCAUUUAGUUAAUACAGGAUUAGUCUGAUCAUAAUGGGCCCCUCCCUAUUGCCAUGAUAAGGCUGGACUAUGUCCAUUUGUUCUAUAAACAAGUAAAUUUGUUAUCCUCCACCCCUUCCCCCUCUCUAUUUUUUCACAAUCAUUAGUUAUAUAAGUUUAGGUUCCAUUUUACAUGUAUGGUGAAUUCCUUAUGCCAUUCCACAAUUAUGCAGGUACACCCCCCUCACCUAUGUCUGUUAGCUUGUAUAAUAUGUGUUCAUUAUGUACAUAUAAUUAAGUCAGAUGAUUGACACCUGUACAUUUUUCUUGUAAUUAAAUGGUUCCUUUGCUACAGG